Molecule: messenger RNA, 1758 nt
Organism: Penicillium taxi
Lineage: Eukaryota; Fungi; Ascomycota; Eurotiomycetes; Eurotiales; Aspergillaceae
Product: DUF3176 domain-containing protein
Exons: 2
Coding region: 1-1758 (585 amino acids)
Source: RefSeq, a predicted model, not a curated record
AUGGAACCUAAAGACGGCUUCCGAAUGUCUUAUAUCCAACUUAAUGAUGAUCCACCACAGAAUUCACGAGAGACACGACCACAUCCACAGUCUUCGGCCGAGCAAGCUUUCCUGCGAUCUCAGAAUCGCGCAUUCUGGGGCACAAGCUGGACCCUAGAGAUUGGGGCAUGCUUCAUAUCCAUCAUCACGGUUGUAUCUAUAUCUGUGGUGCUUUUGCGUUACGAUGGAAAGUCAAUACCUGAGUGGCCUCAUGGCAUCACACUCAAUACACUGGUCUCAGUACUAAGUACGAUCAUGAAGGCCCAAGUGACAUUUAUUGUCAUGGAAUCCUUGGCCCAGCUCAAGUGGUCGUGGUUUCAUGGUGGAAAUAAACUCAGUGAUCUUGCACGUCUAGACGCUGCUAGUCGUGGUGCUUUGGGCGCUAUGAACGUACUGAUCCGCUUCGUGCCUCGCCAUCUCAUCUCGUUUGGAUGUCUUAUUCUAGUACUGGGGACUGUCACCGACCCAUUCGUUCAACAAGUCAUGUCCACUGUAUCACGACCUGUUAAUUUGAGACAUUCGACAUUCAUCCAGACUUGCAACACAAGCCUUUACACCGAUUAUAGCGAAGGGUCCGGACCAGGUAUGAACAAGGCACCUCUUAGCACCCUGGGGGCAAUCUACUCGGGUAUUUUCCAGGAACAGGGAACGAACAGCAAGAAUACCUUAUUUAACUGUCCAACGGGAAACUGCACAUUUUCUCCAUAUCAGACGCUGGGAUAUUGCAGUCGGUGCGCCAACAUAACCGAUUCUCUUACCCUCACCAAAACGGUUGUAGUCCCCACGAUCCCUCAAGAGGACAUCUAUAACUACACGCUGCCUAAUAACUUCACCUUCUCAACCUCAAUGAACUCGAUAUACUUGAUGAAUGCCACAACGGAUGAGAGCCUAGAGCUGGUCAAGUUGGACACGACAGAUAUAACACCCAUUAUCAACUUUACCGCUAUCACUGCUGCGGGAUACGGAGUUCCUCCUCGAAUUAGUGCAACCGAGUGCACACUCUACUUCUGUGUUCAAACAUACAACUCGAGCGUAUCUAAUGGUCAACUUUCAGAGAAUAUCAUUUCAACAAAGGCUACAACCAAUGCCUCCUACUCCGCCUUCUCCGAAGAAAACUUCGCCAUCACUCCUGAGAAGUGUUACACCAACGGCACUGUUUAUGAUGAUCCGAGCAAAUAUCCCAAGAAAUGCGUGUACAAUGUCAAUUGGCUAAGUCGUCUGGCAAUGUCCAACUCACUUGACAGUCUGCUAAAAGGUACCGGAUCGCUCUUCGUGAGCAAUCGUCCAAGAUGGGACUCCGAUACUCUGGAAGCUCUAUACGGCCUGUACGGCAACUAUACGGAUAUCAACCUGGUGUUUCAAUCGUUAGCAUCCUCAUUGACGGUCAAUGCGCGUUCCAAUGUCUGUACAUCUGAUGUGCGAGGCAAGGCCUGGAGUGUGGAAUCGUUUGUCCGAGUACGAUGGGGGUGGUUUAUCCUUCCCAUCAUUGUCGUGGUACUUAGCGUGAUCUUCUUGAUGGUCACGAUAGCCCACACGAGGAAUCAGUAUAUCUGGAAGUCUUCCCCGCUAGCUCUGUUGUUUUCGGGUUUGAUGGUUGAAGUCCCAUCGCCUAUCAAGGCUCAUCCGACUGUGAGGGGAAUGGAAGAGAUAUCAAGAAAGCUAAAUAUUGUGUUGGAGAGCUCACACGACGGGGUGAAACUGAAAGCGGUUCCAACCUGA